Melozone crissalis (California towhee) is the source of this 2749-nucleotide messenger RNA. RefSeq names its product NME/NM23 family member 5 (gene NME5). The record is from RefSeq and is a predicted model, not a curated record. Gene Ontology annotation, molecular function: nucleoside diphosphate kinase activity. NCBI's taxonomy places the organism in Eukaryota, Metazoa, Chordata, Aves, Passeriformes, Passerellidae. Gene Ontology annotation, biological process: negative regulation of oxidative stress-induced intrinsic apoptotic signaling pathway; UTP biosynthetic process; spermatid differentiation. The coding region runs from base 517 to 1221 and encodes 234 amino acids. The transcript has 5 exons.
GGUGAAAAGGUUACAAAUGGACACAGGUCUGUCAGAAACCCCUGCACUGGUUCCACCACUCACAACACAGUUCUGUUCUCUCAGCUUGCCAGGACGUCUGCUCAGUCAGAAAACUGGCACUUUGUCUGGAGCCCAUAAAUACAGGAAUUAAAUAACCAUUGAGAAAUUACCAACUCCAAAUCAUUAGUCCCACCCACAGACCUCUUGUGUGAGGAUACAGAUUUGGGGUUUGAAGGAGCCCAUGGUGGAUGGAGGGUGUGGGAGCACAGGGAGCCCACAUCAGUGUGUGUGAUAAUGCCUCUCUCUCCUCAUACAUUGUCCAACUUAGUGAAUAACAACAUUAAAUUUUGGCCUUCUUUUCCACAAAAUGCCACUGCACUGAAAAUGGGAAUGUGAACUACAGUCCUAACUUAUCCAGAGAACAUCUCAUGAAUUUUGUGAGGUGGGUGUGACCCUUUCUGUUCCUGGAGUACAUGGUGAGUGUCACCAUAGGUGACUGCAGUAGACAAAUUCCAAAUGUCAUGUACUGGUGUCAUUGCAGUACGAAAGGGGCAAGUGAAUUCUAAUAUAGAAGCCAGGAUGGAGAUCUUAAUGCCUGAACCUCAGAUUUAUGUGGAGAGAACUCUGGCUAUCAUCAAACCAGAUGUGAUUGAUAAAGAAGAAGAAAUAGAAGAUGUCAUUCUCCGAUCAGGAUUCCGCAUCCUCCAGAAACGGAAGCUCCAGUUAAGCCCAGAGCAAUGUAGCAACUUCUAUGCAGAGCAAUUUGGAAAAAUGUUUUUUCCUAAUUUAACAGCCUAUAUGAGUUCUGGUCCUAUAGUUGCUAUGGUUCUUGCUAGAAAUUGUGCAGUCUCAUACUGGAAGGAAAUGCUUGGACCAUCCAACAGCCUAAGAGCCAGGAUAACUCACCCUCACAGUUUAAGAGCACUCUAUGGCACUGAUGAGCUGAGAAAUGGGAUCCACGGCAGUGUCAGCACCUCCUCAGCAGAGAAGGAAAUUCGGUUCAUAUUUCCAGAAGCAAUCCUGGAGCCGCUCCCCACUGGCCAGAGGGCUCGGGAUUACCUGAACCUGUACGUGAAGCCCACGCUGCUGGCAGGGCUCACUGCCCUGUGCAAGGAGAAGCCAGCAGAGCCCAUGAUUUGGCUUGCUGACUGGCUGAUUGAACACAACCCUAACAAACCUAAGCUACAAUAUCAUGUCUCUCAGCAAGAGCUUCAGCAGUGAGAGCUUGGGGAAACCAUCUCACCCAUUCCAAGUUACAGAUGUGUGUUGUCAUUUUUGGUGUGUCCUUUGACUCUAUAACCAACUCUGUCCAAAGUAAAUGCAUUUGUCGUAACUGCUUGUGUCCUCAUGGGAUAAAUAACCCUACACUUAGCCAGGAUGUAGUGGUUCUAAUACCUUCUCUACUGACAGAGGGAAUGUAGAAUUACACAAUAAAUUUAUGGCAUUGGGUGAUUAGAAAAAGACAAUGUUCUCAGUGGUUGUGACUUAUUGCUGUUGUCCACAUUUUUCUUAAUUUGGCUGUGUGGGAGAACAAAAUCAUUUACAGCAGUGUGGAUUCCCAAAUGAAAUGCACCUGGCCUGUGCUUUGUGAAGCCAAGGGUUGUGUUUCAGCAAUUUUUUAGCAUAAAUUCAGUUUUGAAGGGAGGUACUUGGGUAUAAUGUAGAAAACAAUUACUGGAGGCAUGUUAGCAACUUUGGAAUUUUAAUUGCUGAUGACAUCACCCAGCUAAGGUUGUCCUUGAAGAUGAUUCACUGAAGUCUGAUGUAUUUUGUCAGAAUGUAAUCUGAAGGAUUUAUUUGAAGGUACAUUCAAUGCACCUUUCCCAUCUCGGUGGCAAAGGGCUCAGGGGCUAUAAAUAACAAGAAGAUGUAUUUUAGUCAAGUUCUAAGGUUGUCUUCCAACAUUUGUUUGCAAUAAAGGUGCUUAAUUGGAACAGCUCCCCUUAAGAGUGUUUUCUGUGUUCUCCUGCUCCUAAAUGUACACAAAUUUCUGUUUUUCUCAAAUUUUCAUUUGUUCUGUUGAAGAAUUUCACAAGAGUGCUCUUCCAAUGGGUUAAUCUCAUGCUAUUCCCUUUAUGAAGUAAAUAAACUGUUUUUUGGGGGUGUGGGGCUUUUUCAUUUUCUUCAAAGAGCUGUACUUAUACUGUUAACUUCAAACUUUGUAUCUUAUGGUUUGACUGGCUAUAAUGAAGAAAACUGUAAUUUUCAUAACUCUGAAAUAAAAGUAUGCUUGACUAAUACUAAACAAACAAGCAAUUUCAUAAUUUGUUUCAUGAAAAAACUUGCUUCCCCAAUUUGAGUAAUUAUGAGAAACAUAAGUCAUUUUUCUGUAACAUCAAACUUUGUUGAAGUGAAUUGUUUAUCUUCUCAGUGGAACAAGCCACUAUUGCCAGCCCAGAUAACAAACAUUUAUAAACUGGUCCCUACAGUUCCAAAACCUAAAAAUCUUCAGACUGCCAAGAUAAGGAAAAAAAAGAAAGCUCAAACCCUCAAAUAAUGAAGAAUAAAAGUAUGAGGUGGUUAGAAAUACAGUAAAUAGAUCUGUUUUCAACCAGUUUAUUUUGCCUCUUAUUAUUGUCCACAUAUGUGUCUGUCUGCUCCAAUUACAGGACGGUUGUGCUUUGUGGUUUCCUGUCAGCCAAAGAAAAAAAUACAUUUUCUAAAGAUGUCAGAAACGAAAAUCCAGUAAAUUCACAAGGCAUUCCCCUGUAUUUGGUUAGUUACUAUGACAUUUGCCUGCUUAUUUUGA